Messenger RNA from Daucus carota subsp. sativus, 1707 nucleotides. RefSeq names its product F-box protein SKP2A. The record is from RefSeq and is a predicted model, not a curated record. Gene Ontology annotation, cellular component: SCF ubiquitin ligase complex. Gene Ontology annotation, biological process: SCF-dependent proteasomal ubiquitin-dependent protein catabolic process. NCBI's taxonomy places the organism in Eukaryota, Viridiplantae, Streptophyta, Magnoliopsida, Apiales, Apiaceae. The coding region runs from base 19 to 1314 and encodes 431 amino acids. The transcript has 5 exons. Gene Ontology annotation, molecular function: protein binding.
UAAACAAGUUGAAUAAUCAUGAUAAUAAAAAAAGAUAUCCUCUUAAAAAAAUGUAUACUUGAUGUAGAGCCCACUUUAAGGUCCCAGUCACGCUCGUGCCAGGUGGCUUCCUUGCGUCUCCUAAUUCUCUUUCUUACCCGUACGCAUCUCCUGAGCGAGAGAGAGAGAGAGAGAGCUGUUUAUAAUAAUACACACAAGAAAGAGCAGCUCACACAACAUAACUUGAAGAAAGAUCAUAGAAUCAAGAAGUGCAUUUUGUUAUCAGAUAAAAUGGUUGCUGGUGGGGGGAUGAAGAUAAGUGGUGGUGGAGCGAUCAAUGAAUGGAAAGACAUUCCAAUGGAGCUUCUGCUGCGGAUUGUGUCGCUCGUUGAUGAUCGAACAGUGAUUGUUACUUCGGGUGUUUGUAGUGGCUGGAGAGAUGCUGUUUGCUGGGGAUUAACUCGGUUGUCCCUUUCUUGGUCCAAGAAGAACAUGAAUAACUUGGUGCUAUCUCUGGCUCCUAAAUUCUCAAAACUGCAAGUUUUAGUUCUCCGUCAGGAUAACUCACAGCUGCAGGAUAAUGCUGUUCAGGCUAUUGCAAACUUUUGUCCUGACCUGCAGGAUCUAGACCUAAGCAAGAGUUUCAAACUCACUGAUUGCUCCCUAUAUGCCUUGGCUCAUGGUUGCCCUAAUCUGACAAAGCUCAACAUCAGUGGGUGCUCGGCAUUCAGUGAUACUGCUCUCUCAUAUUUAAGCGAUUAUUGCAGAAAAGUUCAAACAUUAAAUCUCUGUGGAUGCGUCAAAGCUGCAUCUGACUCUGCCUUGAAGGCUAUUGGAUAUAAUUGUACUCGGUUGCAGUAUCUUAACCUGGGGUGGUGUGAGAAUGUUGGAGAUAUAGGUGUUAUGAGUCUAGCUUAUGGGUGCCCUGAUCUAAAAGUACUUGAUUUGUGCGGUUGUGUUCUUAUAACAGAUGCGAGUGUAGUUGCUUUGGCAAACAAUUGCCUUCGUUUGCAGUCUCUCGGUCUCUACUACUGCCAAAAUAUCACAGAUAGAGCAAUCUAUGCCCUUGCUCACACUCGAGUGAAGAACAAACAGAGUGUGUGGGAAUCUGUGAGGAAUAGGUACGAGGAAGAAGGGCUUAAAAGUUUGAACAUCAGUCAGUGCACAGCUCUUACUCCUCCAGCUGUGCAAGCCUUGUGUGACUCAUGUCCUGCACUUCAUACAUGCCCAGGAAGACAUUCGCUGAUCAUAAGUGGGUGUCUCAACUUAACGUCUGUCCACUGUGCCUGUGCAUUUCAAGCUCAUCGCGCGACCGGUAAUGUUCAGGCUCACUGAGCAAGAACCAAGAUGAAAGCCCUAUUGUGUAAGAUCAGGGUUCGGGCCUCCAGGCGUAGGAAGGUAAAAAUAAUGUUGUGCAUGGACAAUGAAAUUUGUUAAGGCUGUGCACUUGCCUGACUGUGAAAUGGACAAUUAUUUCCGACUACCCUUUGAUGGUCCGGUCCGCGUGUAGUUUGUAUAUUGUCAACAGUUUUUCUAUGGUUGUGUUUCCGUGAACCAAAUUUGGCUAUUCUGUCCACAGAUUAUGCAUAAAAUGUUGAUCAUUUCUUCCCCACCUACCUUCAGCUCCGGGCUGGGUCUGGUUCAAACCAAACAUGCAAUGUUCCAAACAUUGUUAGACUCGGAAGGGUUCUUGUUUUCAUAAAAGUCGGCUUCUGCUUUUCUAGAUAA